AUGUUUGGGUAUCGGGCUUUCUACUACGUUUCCUUCCUUGUCACGGCACUUAUGCACCUCUAUUUCAGUGAUUUGAUCAGCACCUUCGCCAUGAUCGUGUUCGAUGAGAUUGAGACGCCUGGUGGUUUCGGCAACAUAGCUCGACCAUAUAAGGGACUAGUGUUCAACGACUUCUAUGCCUUCAAACCAUCACAUCCCAGGUUGGACGGCGUCAUUUCCUCCUAUGACCUGAACUGUGCUGUCUCAAAGCCAAAUGCAUUGUACGGAGCUGCAAAUCCCGAUACGUUGGAUGAUCAAGGAGGCUACAGAGCCACACCAGGAGAACGGCCCUCUAUCUGCCCCUACACUUCAUCGGAAUCCUUCAGUGUCCACGCACUCAAAAUAAAGCCGCUUGACAUGCCGGUCGGGUCUGUGACGAUCAACCUUCAAGGUUUCCGUGGGAGAAAAGCAGAGGAUACUCUGUCCUGGAGUGUCGCUUUUCCCGCCGGCUUUCAUGACGUCCUUCAUAUUCGAGUCGAGAAGUUCACUGGGAGAACAUGGGAGGGUUUGACGCGGCUCGAGGUGUGGGCUGAUUUCCAGUUCGAAAACAUUAGGAUGGAAGACUGGGAGUUCUGCAUCGACGAUCUUGAGUUUGAACUAGGAUCCCGUGCUCGGACCUGA
Molecule: messenger RNA, 660 nt
Organism: Fonsecaea multimorphosa CBS 102226
Lineage: Eukaryota; Fungi; Ascomycota; Eurotiomycetes; Chaetothyriales; Herpotrichiellaceae
Exons: 2
Coding region: 1-660 (219 amino acids)
Source: RefSeq, a predicted model, not a curated record